AUGGCGACGAAACAGGCUACGCCUGCUGCCGGGCCUAUCAAGCUUGAGAACACAGCGAAGCGUGAUUCUCUGCGUGCACUUGAGCAAAAGUAUCAAGAUGCAUGGGCUGCGACACGUGUGUUUGACGUGGAUGCGCCUGUGAAUGAGCCAGAGAUGCGCGAUAUGACGCCGGAGGAAGUGCGUGCGAAGUAUCCGAAGUUCUUCGCGACGAUUCCGUAUGCGUACAUGAAUGGCAGCUUGCAUUUGGGACAUGCAUUUACCCUGUCCAAAGUCGAGUUCGCCACGGGAUACGAGCGCAUGUGCGGCAAGCGUGCGCUGUUUCCAUGGGCUUUCCACUGCACAGGUAUGCCGAUCCGUGCGGCAGCGGACAAGCUGAUCCGCGAAAUCGAAAUGUUCGGCGACGACUUUGCUGGCUUUGAAGCUGCCAAGGCUGCAGAAGAAGCGGACCUACAAAAGAAGGCCCAGGAGGAAGAGGCGAAGGCUGCCGAGGCUGGUCCACAGCGCGUGGAUAAGGCAACCAAGGGCAAGCUCGCCGGUAAGUCGACCGGCCUCAAGUACCAGUUCCAAAUCAUGGAGAAUAGUGGUGUGCCGCGCGAUGAAAUUAAGAAGUUUGCAGACCCGACAUACUGGCUGCGCUACUUUCCGCCGAUUGCGAAGCGCGACUGCGAUGCGUUCGGUAUGCGCAUCGACUGGCGCCGUGCGUUCUUGACGACGGAUGUGAACCCGUACUACGACUCGUUUGUUCGCUGGCAAAUCAAUAAGCUGCGGAAGAUGGAGAAGAUCAAGUUCGGUGAGCGCUACACGAUUUACUCCAUCACCGAUGGCCAGCCAUGCAUGGACCACGACCGCUCGGACGGCGAGGGUCUAGGUCCCCAGGAGUACACGGGCCUCAAGAUGGAGGUCGUCCAAUGGUCCGCUGAGGCUGCGCCCUUGGUGGAUGCAAAGCUUCAAGGCAAGCGGGUGUUUUUCAUUGCCGCCACGCUGCGCCCCGAGACGAUGUAUGGCCAGACGAACUGCUUCGUCGGCCCGAAAAUUGAGUACGGUGCGUACAAAGUGAAUGACACGGACGUGUACAUAUGCACGGAACGUGCGGCUCGGAACUUUGCAUACCAAGGCAUCUUUGACGAACGCGGUCGUAUUGAGUGUAUCGUAAAUGUGCCUGGUUCGGCCCUCGUUGGCUCGCAGCUAAAGGCGCCGCUUGGAGUGCAUGAACAGGUGUAUGUGGUGCCGAUGGAAACGGUGCUGUCGACUAAGGGCACGGGUGUCGUGACUUGUGUGCCUAGCGACUCGCCAGACGACUACGCUACGCUGAUGGAGCUGCGGAAAAAGGCCGAGUUUUACAAGAUCGAUCCACAAUGGGUUGCUUUGGACCCAGUGCCUGUGGUGCAAGCUCCAGGCUACAGCGACAUGAUCGCUGCGGACCUCGUGAAGCAGCUCAAGAUUCAGAGCCCGAAGGACAAGAAUGCACUGACGGAGGCCAAGGAAAUCGCGUACAAGCAAGGCUUCUACAACGGCCGUAUGCUCCAGGGCAGCUUCAAGGGCGAGCCAGUGACGGAAGCAAAGAGCAAGGUCCAGAAGGAAAUGAUCAACCUUGGCCUCGCUUUCCCGUAUGCGGAGCCAGAAGGCAAGAUCAUCAGUCGUAGUGGUGACGACUGUAUUGUCGCGCUGUGCGACCAGUGGUACCUGGACUACGGCGAGCCGGCGUGGAAGGCUCAGGCCGAGAAGCUGCUGGCGCAGAUGAACACGUUCCAGCCAGAGACGCGUAACUCGUUUGAGGGCGUGCUGAGCUGGCUGCACCAGUGGGCGUGCGCUCGUUCGUACGGCCUGGGCUCGAAGCUGCCUUGGGACCCGCAGUUCCUUGUGGAGAGUUUGAGUGACUCGACGAUCUAUAUGGCCUACUACACUGUCGCGUACAUGCUGCAGGGUGGUGUGGAAGACGGUAGUGUGGUUGGUCCCUUGGGCAUCAAGGCGGACGACAUGACCGACGAGGUUUGGGACUAUGUGCUCGGCGGCGGCGAGUUCCCAACGAACUCGCCUGUGCCGCGGGAGAAGGCCGAUUUGAUGCGCCGCGAGUUCCUGUACUUCUACCCAAUGGACCUGCGCUCGUCCGGCAAGGAUCUGAUUAACAACCACCUGACCUUCUGCAUCUAUAACCACGCAGCUCUGUUCCCCGAGGAGCUGUGGCCCCGCGGCAUGCGAGCGAACGGCCAUCUGAUGCUGAAUGGCGCCAAGAUGUCGAAGAGCACGGGCAACUCGCUCUCGCUGCGUCAGGCCGUCGAGAAGUUUGGCGCUGAUGCGACGCGUGUGAGCCUGGCUGAUGCUGGCGAUGGCAUUGAGGAUGCUAACUUUGAGGAGAAGACGGCCAAUGCGAACAUUCUGCGUCUCCACACGCUCAUUGACUGGUGCACCGAGAUGAUGCAGCAGGUGCGUGAGAACAAGCUGCGGACUGGUGCACUUGACUCGUUCUGGGACAAGACGUUUGAAAAUGAGAUGAACGCUGCAAUCGUCGCGACGCACGACGCGUACGAGCGCGCGGCGUACAAGGAGGCGUCGAAGCUGGGCUUCUAUGAGUUCCAAUCUGCGCGUGAUCUGUACCGCGAAGCGACGUCCGAUGUCGGCAUGCAUGCGGACCUGGUGAGGCGGUGGAUCGAGACGCAGGCGCUGCUGAUUGCGCCGAUUGCGCCGCACUUUGCCGAGCAUGUCUGGAGCACGAUCCUCGGCCACGAGACGUCAGUGCACAAAGCGCUGUUCCCCCAACCCACGAAGCCCGAGGACGCGGCCAUGACAGCUGCUGCCCAGUACGUGCGCGGCACGAUCAAGACGAUCCGCGAUGCGGAAAUUGCGGUGACGCGUCGUAAGGCCAAGGGCCCAGCAGCGCCGGCCAAGUACGAGGAGCGCAAGCCAAAGGAGGUGUCGAUCUUUGUCGCCGACGCAUUCCCGGAGUGGCAGGAUGUGUGUGUGAAUGCUGUGCAGAAGCACUACGACGGCGCUUCGGGCCGCGUGGACGAUGUCAAGGUGCGUGAAGAGGUGGCAGCUGCGGGCCUGUUGAAGGACAAGAAGGCGAUGCCGUUCGUGAUGGCAUUCAAGAAACGCAUUGCUGAGUUUGGUCCUGAGAUGGCAUUCAACCGCCAGCUUCCGUUCGACGAGACGGAAACCCUCAAGGCGUCUAGUGGCUACCUAAAGAAGACGCUCAACUUCCGCGACGUGCACAUCGAGAGUGCCAAGGAUGCCUUGACACGCGCUGAUGAGCUGCAGGGCAAGCAUGGCUUUGACAAGCACGUUGUGGAGGGAGCGGAGCCUGGCUCGCCUUCCUUUGCCUUUUACAACGUAGAGUAA
Malassezia globosa CBS 7966 is the source of this 3336-nucleotide messenger RNA. RefSeq lists its product as uncharacterized. Gene Ontology annotation, biological process: leucyl-tRNA aminoacylation. Gene Ontology annotation, molecular function: leucine-tRNA ligase activity; ATP binding; aminoacyl-tRNA deacylase activity. The coding region runs from base 1 to 3336 and encodes 1111 amino acids. NCBI's taxonomy places the organism in Eukaryota, Fungi, Basidiomycota, Malasseziomycetes, Malasseziales, Malasseziaceae. The record is from RefSeq and is a predicted model, not a curated record. The transcript has a single exon.